AGCAGGCCGCAGUAAAACAACAGCAGCAACAGCUUUUCCACAACUCGCUCGUCCCGUCCGUUCAUUCAGUCCUGCGAGCGCUGUGUUCGCGUGCGCUAGUGCUUCCAGCGACUCCAAACCCCCUGAUCGAGUGCGUUCGCGAGUGUGAGCCCGCUACAGCCUGUUGCAGGAAGCAGCGACAUGAUGAAGACGCGCCAAAGCGCCUCGGCCGAGACGAUGCAGGCCCUCAUGCUGCAGCCCUACGACGAUUCGGGCAACAGCUGCGGCUCUAGCGUGGUGUCGGACUUUGCCGGUACUUCGGAGGAUGAUUGUGCCAUCCAGGUGUCCGAUCUGGACACGGAGAGCAACGAUGGGAGAUCGGAGAUGUUGCAGUGCGACAUCGGAGAUGACUGCUCGGAAGACCAGGUGGACUUGGAAAGCUGCACUAGGUUGAGGAGCGAGGAGGAGACGCAGGCACGGUUGGCGGUGUUGUCCUAUGAGCAGAUCUGCCGGCUCAAUGACGUCAUGGACGAGACGGUGAGCAUCCACGGCAGAGGCAACUUCCCCACCCUGGAAGUGCGGCUCCGGGACCUUGUCGAAAUCGUCAAGGACAAACUGGAGAGCGAACCCAACUCUGGAGGCGCGGGCAUGCGCGUCAGGGACAUCCGACUGAACGGAGGAGCCGCCUCCCAUGUCCUCGCAGCAGGCCAGGACCAGCCCUACAACGACGUCGACUUGAUUUUCGGCGUGGAACUCACCACACCCCGCAACUUUGACCGAGUCAAGGCGGCCGUGCUCAGCUCUCUCUACGACAUGCUCCCAGAUGGCGUCAGUAGAAAACGUAUUUCAACCUGUAGUCUCAAGGAAGCCUACGUCAGUAAAAUGGUGAAAGUUAACAGCGCAUCAGAUACAGGAGAUCGCUGGUCAUUGAUCUCGCUAGGAUGCGCUAGAGGACGAGGAGUCGAACUUAAAUUCGUGGAUAGAAUGAGGAGACAGUUUGAGUUCAGCGUAGACUCGUUCCAGAUAGUUCUAGAUUCCUUAUUACUGUUCUAUCGGUGUUCUGGGACUGGUGAAGGUCCACCACCGAUUACAGAGAACUUUUAUCCUACCGUGGUGGGUGAGUCGGUGUUCGGGGAUUUCCAGGAGGCGUUGCAUCACCUGCAGAGGCGGCUGAUCUCUACGCGCAGGCCCGAGGAGAUACGUGGAGGUGGAUUGUUGAAGUAUUGUAACUUGUUGGUGAAGAACUACAGGCCGGCGCAUCCUGAUUAUAUCAGAUCUCUAGAAAGGUACAUGUGCUCGCGCUUCUUCAUCGACUUCCCCGACGUGGGCCAGCAACGCGUCAAACUCGAAACGUACCUGUGGAACCACUUCGGCAGCGGCCCCGAAGAGGCCUCCCUCCGCCACAGCUUCCUCCUUCUGCUGCACGACGUCGUGGCGCAGAGCACCGUGUGCCUGAUGGGACACGAGCGACGCCAAACCCUACAGCUCAUCAAGGGCCUCGCCUGGCAGGUGCUGUACCAGGAUCAGCAGCAACAGCGACUGGUGGCAGCUGCACAAGUACCGGCAGCGCCGCCGCUGGUCAUCGCCAACGGGGUUCUGUACGCGCCGAUCGUGGGCAUGGGAUCCCCCGGCGGUCCGUGCCAGUUCUGUGCCUGCGGCUCCACCUGGAUGACGUGUUGUAGCACGUGACCGGUAGCUCUGGAUCGGCGGUGCCUGGAUAAUGUAAAUUAACGCGGAUACUGGAGAGUCGUAAGUGUUCUGCUGUACUGUCAACGUAUCGCGGAUUAUCGUCUCAAUCGUAUGCGAACAUAGUAUUUAUAAUACAAUGAUAUUGUCCUAUGUUCUCUCUCAAAUUGCAUGAAAUAAUUGCAUUGAAAUCUACGUUAUUCGUCCUCUAUUCUAAAUAUUAUGCACUCUCUUAUUUUUAAUAUGAACAUAGGAUUAAUGCUAUUCUUCUGUUUUCUCUCAAAUUAAACCAAAUUCUUGCAUUUAAAUCUACGUUAUUCGUUCUCUAUUCUAAAUAUUCUACACUCUCUUAUUUUUAUUAUGAACAUAGGAUUUAUAAUACAGUUAUAUUCGUCUAUGUUCUCUCUCAAUUUAAACGAAAUUCUUGCGUUGAAAUCUGCGUUAUUUGUUCUCUAUUCUAAAUAUUCUACACUCUUUUAUUUUUAAUAUGAACAUAGGAUUUGUAAAACAAUAUUUUCCUAUGUUCUCUUUUAAAUUAACCAAAAUUCUUGCAUUGAAAUCUAUGUUAUUCGUUCUUUAUUCUAAAUAUUCUCCACUUUCUUUUUUUUAAUAUGAACAUAGGAUUCAUAAUAUAGUGAUACAUAUUCUCCUAUGUUUUCUCUAAAAUUAAACACAAUGCUUGCACUGGAAUCUACGUUAUUCGUUCUUUCUUCUAAAUACUUUCAUUCUAUUUGUGACUCUAUUAUUUUAGAUGUGAACAUAGGAUAUACCAUACAAUGAUAUUUCCAUAUGUUCAAUUUUAGAUUGGACAAGAAUCUUUGCAUUGGAAUUUAUUAAUUUUUAUUCCGAGUAGGUUAUUUAUUAAAAUUUUAUUAUUUUAAAUCUGAACAUAGGUUAUCUUGCAUUAUAUUGACCUAUGUUCAGUUUGACUUGGCUGUAUUAUUAUUUGAUCAGUCAGCCAACAAAGUGAAUAUUAGUUAUGUUUCUAUAUUGGAAUAUUGUGUGAAGUAUUACCUUGAAGUAAGCCAUCUAGUAAUACUCCAAUAUAUUUAUUCUUUUAUGUCAAAAGGGAACAUAGGAACUGCAAAAGUAAUAGUAAUAGUAUUUUCUGUAGGAUAAGCCUAUCUUUACAGUUCUAAAUGUUCUAAUAAAUGUUUUACUUUUCAAUCUUGAGCCAAGAGAACAUAGUAGACACAAUAAUAUCAUUCAAAUCUAUGUUCGCUGUUAAUUUCUUUUAAUGAAACUUUUGUAUUUUCUCGAACAGUGUAAGUUCAACUAUUUACUCUUAUGAAUGAUUUAUUUAUUUAAGGGAACAUAGGAGAUACAGGGGUGUUGUGUAAGAAUCCUAUGUUCUGCUUACAAAAUACGAAAAAUAGAUUGAAAAAUAACCGUAUUUUAACGAAAAAAAACGAAAAGAAAUUAUCUUCGACAUGUUGACAGCACAGCUAUUUUUCCAAUCUUACGUCUUAGUGGUAUCCCUGUUAGGUUAUGUCUUCUGGGAGGUCCGAAAUAGCGAACACCCUUACGCCGCACGCCGGCGUGGCUGUGAAACACGAAUCGUUUUCUUGAUCGUUCGGUUGUGUGUCCCAUAUUUUGAGAUUAGGAGAGAUCUUAUCUUCGUUUGUUGUCGCUCAAUUCUGCCGGGGAUCCCCUAGUUUUGCCCCUCGCAUGCCACGAUUAUGACCACGACAAUCCAACAGAGGGGAGGUAAAGUGUGUACGGAAGGGGAUCCCUAAGGAUUUGCCGUUCUGUAGGCUUAAGGUUAAGGACUCUAGCUCUAUUAUUAUUAUUAUUAAUUAAUUAUUAUAUUAAUUAUGAUUAUUAUCAUCAUUCUUAUUACUAUUAUUAGAGGUUUUCGUUCUUAGGCGGAAUCACCGAUUUUUUGAAAAAAGGUUUUGUUGGAUGUAUUUUUAUUUAGAGUGUGAUAAUUGUGAACAUAGGAUUGGUAAUAAUAUUAUCAAACCUAUGUUCACUAUUUUAUAUAUCUUCAUAAAUUUGUUAAACAUAUUUUUAAACGGAUUAUAUUUAAAGUGUUUGUUUUAAUUGUGAACAUAGGAUUAUAAGUUUAAAAAAUCCUAUGUUCAAUGUGUCCCUUUUUAGAUUUAUCAAAAUAAUACACUUGAGAAUAUUUGAAUAUGUUGACUCUUCCAUAUUAAAAGUGAACAUAGGAGAGCAGCAUAGUUUGACAGUUUCAAUUUCUUUUUUACUGUCUAAUUUAAAAAUUAUUAGGUUUUGAAUAAAAAAAUAUGAAUUCGAAGAAAACAUUUAAAUCAAUUCAACUCUGUUAUUAAAAGAAUUAAUAAUCUAAUUAUUUGUAACAUUUUCUAAAUAUAAUUUGAUUUGCCUAGAUUUAGGAACAAACCUCAAAAUCUGGCAUUAUUCUAGAAAAUUUCGAAAUAAAAAACACUACAAUAGCUUAAAACAGCGGAUUGUGAUAGAUAAUUGAAAUUUUCUAUAUUUAAUUUUUUACCUAAAUUUAGGGAAAAAAACAAAACCUGGCAACAUUGUCCCAAAUUAUGGUGAGCAAAAAAAAAGGUUUUAACUAGGAUUUAUAUAGAUCAACAAAAAAUAGAGAGCAUUUAUGAAAUAUUAAAUAUAAUUAAUAAUUCUUUUUGUAACCUACUUUUGUAUUUCGGUAUAUUUCGAGUUAAUUUUUUUUUGUAUGGCAUCUAGUUUGUUCGACGUUAAAUAAAAUAUAGUUUGAAAUCAAUAACAAGUUAUAUGGAAAUACGUAUCAAAAAAACUGUAUCAAAAUUUCGGUGAUUUUAGCCCAGAAAGAAACUACUAUCGUUAUUGUAUCAGAUACGGAUUCUAUAUUUUCAUCGAGAUAUAUAAUGAAAUAAAUAAUUAACUAAGGGGGACCCGAGUGCUGACCUGUAUAUUUUUAUCGUCACCUGGCACUCGUCCUCAGUAUCCUAGUUACGGUAAACAUUGUAAAGUCUACAUAAAAAUAAAUAAAACUGUGGAAAACGCUAGA
Molecule: messenger RNA, 4642 nt
Organism: Sitophilus oryzae (rice weevil)
Lineage: Eukaryota; Metazoa; Arthropoda; Insecta; Coleoptera; Curculionidae
Product: terminal nucleotidyltransferase 5C
Exons: 4
Coding region: 181-1668 (495 amino acids)
Biological process (GO): mRNA stabilization
Molecular function (GO): poly(A) RNA polymerase activity; RNA binding
Source: RefSeq, a predicted model, not a curated record